Molecule: messenger RNA, 958 nt
Organism: Dermacentor silvarum
Lineage: Eukaryota; Metazoa; Arthropoda; Arachnida; Ixodida; Ixodidae
Product: gastric triacylglycerol lipase-like
Exons: 7
Coding region: 37-900 (287 amino acids)
Source: RefSeq, a predicted model, not a curated record
UUCCUGUUCGCCGAUAGUGGGUUCGACGUCUGGGCCAUGAGUAACAGGGAGUCAAGGCCCUACACAAACAGCACGAGAUUUUCGCAACGGGACCCCAAGCACUGGCAAUGGAGCUUCGACGAAUUAGGGCGCUACGACUUGGCUGCUUGCAUCGACCACGUUCUUAAGGCCACGGGCUCCCCCAAACUGACAACGGUGGCUCUCUCUCAGGGAGUAAUGGCGAACCUCGUACUGCACUCUGUACGGCCAGAGUACAACAAUAAGGUAGACCUUCUUGUGGCGUAUGGCCCUGUCGGAAAUCUCACCCACAUCAGGCCUCCAACUUCGCUACUAAUACCGUUUGUCCCUUCUCUCAUGAAAAUAGUCUACCCGUUCACAGAUGCAGGCUACCUCGGUACUACUAAAGCCCUCAGGGCAUUGAUCUCGACAGCGUGCCAUCUCUUUGGAGGCGCGCUCUGCGCGCUCGGCUUCACGCUAAACGACUUCUGCAGCCCGGAACAAUUCAACAAGACUCGCAUUCCAGUGUACAUGGGUCACAUGCCAAUGGGGACAACUGUGCAAAACCUUCUUCAUUUCCACCAGCUCUACAAAGCCCGAAAUUUCGUCAUGUACGACCACGGUCCAACCGAGAAUCUUCGGCGAUAUGGACAGAGGACGGCCCCACCAUAUCCACUGGAACGCAUACGUUUACCAGUGGCCUUGUUUUGGUCACAUGGAGACACCUUGGCUGGAGCGAGCGACGUGUCGACAAUGGCUGCCGCUCUUGGUUCGAACGUCAUAAUGAACUACGUGGUUCCUGUGCCGACCUUCCGCCACCUAGACUUCGCCACUGGAUAUAGGGCUAAUGAUAUCGUACAUAAUGUUGCCCUGGAACUCAUUCGAAGUCGCAUUGACCCUUAAACCGUCAAAGGAAUGCAACUUAACAGUAAAAAUAUAGAUACAUUAACGUGUUCUUUGA